Messenger RNA from Coturnix japonica (Japanese quail), 3812 nucleotides. RefSeq lists its product as uncharacterized. Lineage: Eukaryota; Metazoa; Chordata; Aves; Galliformes; Phasianidae. The record is from RefSeq and is a predicted model, not a curated record.
ACAGCGCUGCGGGCAGACAGAUGUCGGAUGUUAUAGGGAACGUGGUGAGGCUGAUGGGAAUGCCAACCGCCCCCACCACUCUGCUCCACCUGGUUUCCCAACGAGUCAGUGGCUGUCAGGACGCCUUUCACUUCGACAGCAGUUCGCUGUAGAGCCUCCCCCACCCCCAAGGCGUGAGCAUGGAAUCACAAAAUUGUUUGAGUUCCGUACCGGUGCUGGAUUAGCUUAGUCAGCACUUCAUUCCCUGUCUUAGGAAAACAUGGCACAAGGCUUUGCCAGCCGCUCAGCUCCGGUCCUUAUCUCCCAUCUAAUGCUCCUAUCCGCAAGGCCAAUUACCCUGCUAGCGGAGGGGAUUACAUCAACGCGGCGCUGUCCUUGACUGUCCCCUCUGUGGCCGUGAGUUUGUCAUCGGCUGUUCCUCCCCAGCCGUCUCCCUGCAUCCAUACAGCCCCCCUGCAGACUCCUGUCUCUGCUAGGUGCUGCUCACCAGGAGGGCUGGAUGCACAGCAGGCUGUGAGUCAGCUUCCUGCUGGCUGGGCAGCCGGCGGGGACACAGGGGCAGGAAUUCCUUCUGGACACCAGGCACAUCCUGCUUCCCUUUGCCACGGGCCUGGCACACGGCUGGCAGCAUCUCCCUGGCGGCUCCUCAGAGCCGGGCAGUUCCUCCUUCCCACGAACCAUCCCUGUCCCCAGCAAGGUGAGGAUGGUGGUGAUCAAAGCCUCAUGAAAGAGCUGCCGGGGGAGGGGGGCUGCGUAUCAGGAAUCAGCCCAGGCUCCCUGGGGACAGGAUCAUGUUCGUGCCAGAUGUGUCCCUGCUCCGGAGGAAUGUGAUUAAGGCCGCCUAGAGUGGCUCUCACAGGGCAACAUGGAGCAGUGCAGCACCUGCUCCCCCAGAGAGCACUAGAGUGGUGUCAGGGGCACCUCCCCUGGCUGUACCCAAGGAGUGUGAGCUGUGCUUCUCCUGCUCCCAUGGCGGUGCUGGGCAGACCGAGUCCCUAAGCAGCUGCCUUCCUGCAGAUAGGGCCCCCGGUCCUAUUCACCCAUCCUGAUAUUCUCUUGCAUGUCCCGGCUGAGGUCCCUGCCCCUGCUCCCAUCACACUGGUGCAUGUUUCUGAGGGGCCAAAGUGUGGUUUGCACAGCUGGGCUAGGAGAAAUGCAGCUCUGCUGAUGAGAUCACUGAAUGGAGGAGCUGAGCCGCUCAGGGCUGUAAUUACAGUAGGAGCACGCAGGGAUGAGGCCAGCCGAGCACAUCCACCUAAUUUCCUCUCCCAUUACGCCUGCCCUGCUUUUGUUUGACCCAGACCUCGCUAUUAAUGGUGUGUGUGCCAUGAGCUCACAGAUGGCUCCGUUACAAACAGCCUAGACCACGCGUGUGAGCGGGGCUGUGCUCACACACAGCACUGCAGUGUAGCUCGUGCUUCAGAAGGGUAUCAGCCAGCUGCGGGCAUCACUCCGGCCAGACCAAUCUGGCCUUUGUCCCUGGCUGCACAAGAAGGGAGAUGUCACCCUGCCAGCACCCAAAGUCACGGCUGAGGUCUGGGGGAUGGCAACCAGCUCUGUAAGGCUGGGGCAGGUCUGAGCCUGCUGUUCCCAUGGGGAGGGAGGUUUGUGUCCGUGUCCAGGUACCUGCAGCUCGGCCCUUUCUCCUCCCUCAGAGCAUUUCCCUGAGCUGGUGAGUGCCUUAUUUCAGUGCAUGGAGGGCAGAAAGGGGCAGAGCGGGGGGGCUGGGGCUGCAGCAGGAAUGUAUGGAGUCCAAGUGAAGUGUGAUUCACUUGUUGUGAUGUUUGAAUUUACUUUUCUAAAGUUUGAGGGGCUGGAAAGCAGACAGCUGGGCUCAGGCAAGAACAGACAGAGAUACAGAGGAAGGGGAAACCUGUCAGUGGCAUAGACCCCCAGGUUUGCCAUGGAGCUGGUCUUGGCCAUCAAUGUUCUUAACUUCCCAUCUGUGUAGCCAUGGGAGCAUUGCCAGCGCUGUCUCCCAGCAGAGAUGUGCCAGCCCCUCCUGGCUGCAGAGAGCAAACAUGGCUAACUGAGAAAAUAGCUUGAGCAUACUUGGACACAGGUGGCAAAGACAGAAAACCAAAUAGUUUCUAUAAACACACAAUGGUUUAAAAUAAUACGACUGAUAAUUUGGGGAACGGGCUUCCUAUUUUUAGGAUUUCUCCAGACAAGCAAAGCUGGCAGCUUAUUUUUGUAUAGGCAGCAGAGGCAGGAGAAGCUGCAAGUCAGAAUGUAGACAUAACUGAGCAACUUGCAAGGAGCAGGAGGACGUCUGUCCCAUCCCAGAGCAUCCCCCUGGGCUGGGCUGGGGCACAGGCACCCAACUGCUCCCCCUGCAGGGUGUAUCGCUGCGGUUCCAGCCCUCCAGAUGAGCUCUGAUCCUGGCUGCCAGCCCUCCGCCCCUAUGGAGGCCCUUUACUCUGCCCUUGAAGGUGAAAUCGAUGCCUUUGUGGGGCACGUGCAGCAGUGCCAGCACGGCUUUGACCUGCAUUCCCUGUACAAAGUGCUGCUGCUGGUGCUGCCGCACAGCCCCUCAGGGAGGCUGGACAGCUGGGAGGACCUGGAGCAGUUUUCCAAGCACCUGCCCGGCUCGCCAAGCCCUGAUGUGUGUGGCUACGUGAGCUGGCUGGGCUCUUACCUGCAGCACCUGCGAGCCAUGAAGGAGAGGUUUGACACGAGGGUGGUGUUCCGGCUGUGUGAGCAUCUGUAUGUGCAUGAGGAGCUGCACCCCCCAGCCUCCAUCCCACACCUGGCCACGCUCCUCUUCACCCACCGUCGCAACUGGGCACUGCUGCUGCGUGGAGGGACGCUCCACGAGCGGGUGUUCAGCCCCUGCAGCCUGUGUGACCUGCGUGGCUUUGCCAAUGCAGGGCCGGUGGUGAAGGUCCUGCGGCUGCUCCCUGAUAUCUUCCACCAGAGCCUGGCCACAGCUGAGCUUGCCAGGCAGUGGGUCCAUCUGCACCGCAGCAGGUACAGGCUCUGCCCAACUCCAGGCUCCAUAAAGCCAAGCAGUAAGACCCCCCAGCCCCCAGACUCUCCCAUCCCAAUGCAGCUUUGGGGAGCAGGGAGCAGUACUGGGGCACUGCGAGCCCAGCUGUGGGAGAGCCGGGAGGAGCUGCUGGUCCUGCUGCCCCGUGCUGAGCGAGCAGCCGCCCUGCACACCCAGAUCCGCAGCGUCACCCAGCGCAUCCGUGCCCUGCGCCUGCAACUGCAGUGCCAAGGGAUGGAACCCGGGUAUGUGGGACGUGGGGGGUGUGCACCUCCAGCUGCCCCAGUGGAGGAGCUGCAGAAGCACCUGGAGCUGGAGGAGUACCACCGCGGCAUCCUGGUGGCUGACUGGCUGCUGGAGCUGGAGGUCAGGCCCGUCCUUGUCCACAGGAUCGAUGCGGUUCAGCAGCGCUGCCAGCACCUGGAGAGGAUGCUGUGGGGCCGGGAGUUGGCUGUCCCACAGAGGGAGCAGCCUCGGAGCAGGAUGACCACCAUCCCUGCUCAGCCCCCUGCCACCUACCCCAUGCCAGCAGGCAAACCCGGCCCCAGGAGCAGCCAGCAACACUGACUGUAGGAAGUGAUAAUCCUGUGCCCCACAGCAGCACCAGCACCUACCCCCAGGCUGGAGCCAGCUCAGUGGGACCUGGAAGAGUGCUGGGGCAGGACUGAAGGCUGUCUGCCCAGAUUGGCUCACAUCUGGGAAGAAAGCAUGGAGGGAAAGUGUAUUUAAUGAUGUUUCCUCUGUACUCAGCUGCUUGGUGUGUUUUUGCAGGCUGGGUAAAGAGAUCAGCUCAUGUGUUGCUGAACAUGCAUGUAUGAAUGUG